Molecule: messenger RNA, 7397 nt
Organism: Scylla paramamosain (green mud crab)
Lineage: Eukaryota; Metazoa; Arthropoda; Malacostraca; Decapoda; Portunidae
Exons: 19
Coding region: 212-5149 (1645 amino acids)
Molecular function (GO): protein binding
Source: RefSeq, a predicted model, not a curated record
GAGAGAGAGAGAGAGAGAGAGAGAGAGAGAGAGAGAGAUGGUCCAGCCUCGUGUGUUGUGGCCAAAGCUUCCCCGUUGCCUUGGAAACCUCGCGUCCAGGUAGGGGAAGCACUGCUCUUCCCCGCAGUGUGUCAGUUCCGAGUGGCGAGGGCUGAUGCAGGGGUGACGAGGGCAUGGCGGGAGCAGGCAGCGUGACGUGGGGGAGGGCAGCAUGAGCCGUCCUGAAGGCGAGGCACCAGCAGGGGACACGCGCCACCAAACCCUUCUGCAGGAGGUGUUCGACCAGGACUACCACGUCACGGAACAAGAUGUGACCGAGUACUGUGAGAAGCUAGGUAUAAGCAGCGAGGAGAGGCCCCACCUGGUGCCCCUGGUUCGAGCCGCUCUGCUCCACCCUCUCCCCUCCCGCUGGACACCUGUAGAAGACCCUGAGCUUGGCCUGUACUUCUUCAACCACCGGACGGGGGAGAGCCGCUGGAACCACCCCAUUGACGCCAUCGUGCGUGCCCUCAUCACCGGCGAGAACAACAACAACAACAACGCCCCCAGUGCAGAUUCACUGACUGAGGAGCUUGAUGAGGAGGAGCUUCAGAUCUCAGAGUUCCUGAAGGCCCAUGUGAGUGACGAGAAGCCGACCCACAGUGAUGGCAACGUUCCCUCCGAGCACACCACCACCGAUGCCUGCACGCUCACCAGUCAGUGCCUCAGAGCCCCAGACGGGCCUCCGCUGAGGCCGCCCGCACACCCCAGCCGUCCUUAUGUGAUCAGUGCCUUAGAUGACAUAGAAAAAGAGUCUGGAGAGAAGAAAUGCCGGAGAGACAGUGAGGGCAGUGGCGGGGUUGGCAGCAGGGGCAGGGAAAGUAGUGUGCCUGUGCCUUCAGAGGGUGGGGGAGGCAAUGUUCACGCUGACAAUAAGACACAAGAGGAUAUUAGUGUGAGUGUGAAGGAUCUGAACCCAGAAGACGACCGUUGCGGUGAUAGUGUUCGUGAAAAUAACGGUAAGGAGUGUGAGGUUGGUGACGUGACUCCUGGCGGGGACGCGAUCUCUGAUAUUGAGGACUCCAGGCAGUGGACUGAGCAAGGACACGACCACAGUGUAAGUAGUCACCAGCGCCCCUCCACCGCCUCCAGCUGUGCUCGGGGCCCGGCCAUGUUCACAGGAAGAGAUGGUCUUGGUCGGGGUCUCGGUCGUGCCCCGCUAGGGACACCUUCCCUGGCAACACCCCCUCCCCUCGGUAGACCUUCUCUCGGGGGCUCGCUCAUGGGUGCCGCCAGAGUGCCUCCCAUCGGGGGACAGCUCACCCCUCUGGCGCCCAUCGCCGCGGCCAGCAGAGGCGGCCCGCCCCAGCUAGCACCCCUGAAACCUGUGGGGUCCAUCAGCCAGCAACCCCUAGCCAGCAAGGAAGGACAAGGGCUUCACUCUUUGAGGAGACCCAACACCCAGGAGCAGCAAGGGAAUGGCAGGUGGCCUGGGAAGCAAGCAGGGGGAAGGAGAGGGGAGGACCAAGGGCUUGGGGACAGCACAGACCAAGGUCUCUCUUCUCCCCCAAAGUCCAUCCUGAAGGGACCUGUGUUGGCAAGAGGCUCAGCAGGCCGGGGACAGUCCCAAGGACUGGACCGCAUGCAGCUGCUGCAGCCCAAGGAAACCAGGAACAUUCGCUUUGACUUCAGGACAGAUGACUUGGAGUUUCACACAUCUGAGGAAGAGUAUGAUGAGGAGCUGGAUGAGGAGGAAGAAGAGGAAGAAGAAGAGAAUGGGGGUGAAGAUGAGGAGGAGGAAUAUGAAGAGGAAGAGGAAUAUGAUAGUGAAGCUGAGGAUCCUGAGGAAGAUACCAUGUUCAGAGACAGGGAUGAUCUGAAUGAAGGUGUACGAGCUGGACUGAUGCUCCAAGAUGCCUCUGACCUGCUGCUCUCACAGCCAGCUCCCCUGCCUCUAAAACAACAGUCUACUCUGCCUCAUGGACCAGAUCCUUGGGCUGCUGAGUACCCAGAGAAGCCCCAGCCACAGGACAAGACUCAUGACCCUCUCAGGGACUUUAGAAAGGAAAAGGAUAAUGCAGAGAAGGAAACAAAGAAAAAAUCUGAAGCAAAAACCAUACAGUCUCCAGUAAAGCAGCCCCAGCAGACUAAACCUCCUGAAACUGGAAAUAAUAUGGUGCAAAAAUCUAGUGGUGAGAAUUCAGCUAUACAAAGUCAGCAUAACAAACAAGAUCCAGCUAAUUCCUCAGGAGGUAAAGCCCAACAAAACUCCCCAGCAAAUCAAAACACACAGACUUCAGGGAUAAAAAGUCAAAAUGUUAAGACACUUGAACCUAAACAGCAAGAAGACAGGAAGCUUGAGUUGGAGGGAGCACCAAAAAAUAGAAAAGUUAACCCUCUUGACCGUGUUGUGGCAAAGUUGAGUGGAAAGACAGAAGAGAGAGGUGGAGGUGAGGAGCCCAAGCCUUCAGGAACCAUAAAAAAUGUCACUGUUAACCUUACUCAGCUUAUGACAAAAGAAGAGGAAAGUGAGGAUGAUUACAGUUCAGGAGAUGAUGAUAAUGAUGACUCCCAGCCUGAAGUUAAGAUGAGUCAGGAGGAUCUGCAACAGAAAAAUCAGAUCCAGGCCACACAGCAAGAGGCGGAGGUCAGUGAGUUGAGACGCCAACAUGAGACUCAGCUGAAGGUUUUGAAGGAACAGUUGAACAAAGAAUAUCAUGAAUUGAAGGAGAAAUUAAAACAGGAACACAACUCUGCUCUCUUCAAGCUCAGAGAUCAAGAGAAGAAGACAUUUGAAUCAUUACAGAAUCAAGUUUUACAAAAAGUUAAGGAAGAGAAUCAGAAAAGUCUGAGUGAGGCCAAAGCUUGUCUAGAGGAGGACCAUGUUAAGAGGAAAAAGAAGCUUCUUGAAGACUUAGAAAAGAAGACUGAAGAAGAGUUGGAGCAGCUGAAAAUAGAAUUUGUGAGAGAAAUGCAGCAAAGGAAAGAGGAGCUGCUGAAGGAACAUGAGGAGGAAAUGCAGGAACUGGAUAAGGAUUUGAAGGAGCUGUACUUCCAACAAAAGACAAGUAAGCAGGAGGAGAUUGAUGCCACACAGGCUGCUGCUGCCAGAAGCAGCAAUGACUCAGCAGCAGCAGCAGCAGCAGUGUCAGAACUGGAGAUGAGCAUGACUGAGGUGCUGCGACAGAGACAGACACAAAUCAAGCGAGAGCACAAUCGGCAACUGGCCACAUUGGAAGAGAAGCUUGAUGAAGAACUGGAGAAAGCAGCAAGACAGGCCAAGGAAAGAGAAACUCUGGAAAAAAGGAAUCAUUCAGCUCGCUUGACUGCUCUCAAGGAUGAGCAUGAGAGAGAGCUGAGUGAGCUGGAAGACUCUCAUGCAAGACACAUGCAGGACCUGGAAGCUGAGCAUGAGGGUGACGUGGGUAAACUCAAGUCUGAAUUUAGAGCUGAGUUGAUGAGACAAAAAACUGAGCUGGAAAAUAAAUUAACAGAGUUCAGAAUUGAAUAUGAACAAAAAAUGGACAGUUUGGCACAGGAGGGACAGCCUGAAGAAGGCAUUGAGGCUAGUGAGGAAAAAUCAGUUGAAAUGAAUGAUGAAAGAAAGCAAGAUGAAGGAGAUGCUAUGAAUGAAGUGCAAGAGAAUGCCAGAGCAACAUUUGAAGGUAUAACAGGAGGGAAAAAAAGACUUGAGGAUGAAGAAAAGAGAUAUGAUGAAAUCUUGAUCGAAUUGCAAGAAAGGCGUAAAAGUUUAGAGGGUGACUUAGAGGAAUUAAAAGCUCAGGAAAACAAAGUUAAGGAAUUAAAAACUCAGCACUUGGCAAAGUCUCACUCACAUUGCAAUAAAAAUUCUUGCAUCCAUGAAACCAAAUACAACCGCAUGAAAGCAAAGUACUCCAGUUUGGUAAAUCGCAUCAAAUCUAAAAAAGCCAAGAGAUCCUCCAGACCCUCACCAGUUAACCACAACAGUCCAUCAGUUUCCAGCGAUAAGAGCAGCAUGGAGAGCAAUGGCAAUGUGUGGGACAGUGGUCAGGCCUCUACAGACCCUACCCUGAGCACCACUUCCCCUGGCCCACACCACCCAGUGCUGCACAGGAGCCACCACCACGGCAGCACAAGUGAGGCCAGUGAGGAUGAAGAGGUCAGGUUUGCUACAGAAAUUUUAGAGAAGUACAGUAGAGCUUCUGGUCAUGGCAGCACUUGGGAUCUGCAUGGUGGCCAAUCAAAGCACAAAGUCACCACCCCAGUGUCCAGCACCCCAAAGAAGGCCUGGGCAGAAGAUGAGCUGCUUGUUCAUGGUCGGAAAGAACUGAGCAGAGCAGAAAAGUUCCUUAAGUCCAGGGAAAUGAAAAACCAUCGAGAAGUGGAGGGUAUAACAGCUGAAGAUAUACACAGGGAAAUAUUGCGACAGAAUACAAAGACCAGACAUGGCCGCACCUCACUGGUGUAUGGAGGCUCAGUGACGUCAGACACAGAGAGUGAUGAGCCAACCCAUGAUUUGCCUUCACCAACCUCAGACUUUGGCCUGGACAGGAUGCUGGAGCAAAUUGGUUCUGCCAACAAGAGGAGUAAGAGUCAGCUCCGGCAGCACUCCUCCAGAAGGAGACAGGGAGCCCCUUACACCACCGGCAACCUAGAGUUUGGUCUUAAUAAUCCCCUCAACACUCACUCCUCGGGAUACAACACUGUGUCCCCAGCAGGUCCCCUCCGCCUGGAGCACCUCACCAGUGGAUCGGUUCCAGAUCUAGGACCAGAAACUGUUGACAAAGUUGCUAAUAUAAACCAUUAUUUACAACAAAGAUGGACCAGCUAUUUUGGAGAGCUAUCAGUACCUCUUGGGGGCAAGGUGGGAUGGCCAGCUCAGGUCAUUGGGCAGUCCACACUCCUGGCUAACAAGGCUGCAGCACCAUCCACUGAUCCCAACAUUCCAGAGAAGCAGGAGAAGAGUUACUUCAUGCCUGAAGGCAGAGGACAGAAACCCAAGGAAAAUGUCAAAAAUGUUAACGAGAGGAUAGAUGACCUUCGGGCUUGGCUGCAGGAAGCUCAGGCAACCUCUGUGAACUUUUAUGACAACAGUUCUCAUGACCUGACUAGUCUUCCACUUUGCCCUGACCUCCAAGGGUCAGGGAUUACAUACUCUGGUACAGAAAUUGUAAUAUAUUACCGAUGAUGAUUCCUUUCAAAUUGUACUUUGUUUUUAAAAAUAUAAAAACCUGAUUCCUUCAGAAUAUUUAGUAUUUUAGAAUCAAUAAGUGCCAUGCUGAAACAGCUUAUCUUUUUAGAAGUUUCAGAGUUGCAGUCAUGAAGUCUCCUUCUGAGUUUCAUAAGACAGGAUGUAGCUGCUUAACACAGAUCCUCCUCUCAGCCAGCAUUGUCAUUCUGUAUUGUAACCUUAAAAUUACUUCCCUAACUGUUAUGGUUCUAAAGUCAUGAGAGGGUGGUUGUGAUAAUUUGAUGGAGAUACUAUGAUACUCUUACUUUUCACAAGUUUUGAGACUUGAGUAUAAGUGAGAUUACACUUGUGUCAAACAGACUUGCUCAAGUCACAUCUUUUCUCAGAGAACUAAUAUCUACUCCAACUAAUGUACAGGUACUUAGUCCUCUUAUCAUAACAUCUUUAGUUAUGUUGAUUUAUCCUUACUGUGACAUACAUUAGCAUAAAUUAAGCACUUUAGAGUGGGAUGUAUGGUACAUUACACUAUCUACACUCAAGCAUUAUACAUUGCCUUUCCAGUUUUCAAAAAAAAGUCAAUACUUCUUUGAGCAACUGAAUCUAGGCUCACCUAGCUGCUGCAGCUUACUUUCUUGCCAGCAGAGCCCUCAUGUCAACCCCAUGGGAAGCAUAUAAUUGUGUGAUAUGUAGGGUGCUGGAGGUCUACCUUUACCCCACCUGGCUGAUUCAUGUUUCCCAGAAGAGUUGGGCAAAUCUAGUUUUGUUUGGGCAAGCAGAGAGAGAGAAUAAAAGAUAUGCCUCUCUUUCCUGCUUGUGUGUUCAUGAACAUUUUUCAAGAAAUGACAGCAUAUGAGUACAAAAGUACAUCAUAUACAUGUCAAACUCAACUCAGUAAUGAAAAAUCACUAAAUGAUGUGAUAGUUAUUGAUUUCAGAUAUGUAGAAUAGUACAUAACAGGAGUCAAACACUUGGAUCUCUUUAUUGAUAUUUAUAUUUUUAUACUGAUAUCCUUGCAAAAUGCUACUUGAGACUCUGAAAGCUAUUUAUGAAUGUAAAGAAUUGUUUUUAUCUACUUGAUUACUUCUCAUUUCAUGAUAUUUUGAAAGUAUACAAAGUUGUGGUUGCUCAUACUCAAUCCACAUAUCUAGUCAUACUUGAGCCUUAAAACUUAUGCUACAGAAGCUUUAAUGAAUACCACGGAUGUUUAGUUUUAUUUAUUUUCCAGAUGUACACUACUUUGCUGUGUACUUCAUAAAAUAAUGGAGAUGUUUGGAAGCACAGUGCUUCAGCCAGUGUUAUUUGUAGGAGGUAUAUCUAUCAGUUGGUAAGGAGCAGGAUGAUUUACAGUCUCAGUGUAAGGCUCUGUAUCUGAUGAUCUUGAAAAAAAUAUAGCACUUGCAUGAAUGUGUAUGAACAUCAUGACCGACAGAAAAUAUUUAAUAGUCUCAUUUAUUUUCAAGAAUUUUCAUAUACAUAUUCAAUAAGUACGUUGUACAAUAUCUAGUAUGUAUAUCAAUAUUGUUUACAGUAUCUAGUCAUAUGUAUAUUAGUAUGUAUGUAUGUAUAUUUUGUAGUACAGAAAAUAGAUUGACUUUAUCCAUGUAGAAUAUUCAGAAAUGUUAUUAAGGUGCUCAGAAACAUGUGUGUCUUAUAAGCAGCAGUAUUGUGCUGUGCCUUAGUCUGCAUAAUCUCAGCUGAGCCUUGAUAAAAAAAAUUUCCGUCCAUAUUUGACUUUAAGGAAGUUGUGUUAAUGAAUUAUUUAAACCAACUUCAUCUCUUUGUGUGUGUGUGUGUGUAUAGUUUUAACAAAUUUGAGUGUUAAUAUUAAGAGGCUUACUGGAAUGAAGUUAUUUUAUUUAUUUAUUUAUUUUAUUUUAUUUAUUUUUUUUAUUCUUUAAAAUAUCCAUUGUUAAAAUAUCUGCUUUUCUGUGAGUCACCAUAUAUUUUCAGAAAUGCAUUAGCUGUGAAGUUGCUCAAUAUCAGAAGCAUGUUGCUCAUAGCUUGUUGCAUUAAUCCUUCUCAGUAAGUGACAGUUUGCCGAUGAGCUUUAUUUUAUGCAUGUGGGAUUAUUGGAAUUAUUUUGUGUGGCUGUAAAGUUUUAUAAAGCUACAAUACUUAUUUGGUACUAAAAUUCUUAAAUUUCUGAAAAUAAUAUCCAUGUCACAGUUUCCUGUAUCAUGCCAAGGAAAAACUUCAAAUUUGAGGGUAAGAAUGUUUACUUGAAAAAAUAAAUUAUGUAGUAAAA